AUGUUCUUAAUUAUGAUAGAAAGAGAAAAUACUAUUUUUAAUGAGUGUCUACUAGGAUUCAAAAUAUUCUUCUCCUUCUCAGUUGCUAAUUGAUAUUCUCUUAUUUAAAUCAAAGAUAUUUCAAUAAAUACAUAAUAACUCUUCAAAAUAUUAAUAUACUCGUGCAUUGAAUUUCUUCAAUACGAAUCAAUCAACAGAUAAAAACAAGUAUAACUAAUAAUUUAUAUAUAAAUCUAUAUGCUCUUUGAAUAUCUUGUUUGAUGAGAAAAAAACUUAUUUGAUUAUUAUCUGAGCUUAUAUACAACGGCUCGGCAUUUUUCUAAAUUUUUAUUUACGAAUAUUUGUUCAUUGUAUAAAUUAUUUUCGGGCAAUACUUGGUUGUUGCCUGGGGCAGAUAUUUCAUAUAAUUUCGUGGUAUUAGAUGUUGCAAUGAGGUUAGAUUGUAGAAAAUAUAAUGAAUAGAGUAUGACUUCUUAUGUUAACAUGCAUUAUAACAGAGUGUAUUACUGUUCUUUCUUAUCAUCACUCACAUGUAAAUUAUUAUUCAACGAAGUGGAACGUUUUGCUUUAUAUGAAUAUUUCAGUCGUGUCUUUUUCAUUGGAAAAAUAAGCAAGAUAAAAUUAAAUUAUCAAAUAUUCUACAGUUGAUCAUAUACUUGGAAUAAUCUUGUUCAAAUAAGAUUUCUCAUUAAAACAAAUUGAUAAGUUAACCAACAAUAUCUUAUCUAAAUAAUAAAAUUAGUUUGUGUACCCAGUACUUUCGAAGUAGAAUUCAAUAUGUUUCAUUAAAACCUUCAGAUGAAAAUUAUUUUUUGUUAUUUGUAGAAGAUUUUUACAAAUAAAACUCUGUUUGAUGUUUCUUUCUGUUAACUUUCAACUUUUAAUUAGUUUAAAUCGAUACCAUUGAAAUAAAUCACGUGUUGCAAAUUUUUAAAAGGUCAUGUUGAGUCCACCUGAUUUUCUUGUUUUCUAUGAGAAAAGUAGAAAGAGACAAAGCUAAUCGAAUGUCGUCUUUUCGUUAUAUUAUUAUGCUUCAUCGGGUAUAUCAAAGAAAAUAGCAGUGACACAUUGUCGAUAAGUAUCAGUUUGUCACAAAUUUAAAUAGAAAAAUAGGUGAUUAGACCUUGUUUUUUUCAUUCAGUUACUGUAGAUACCGGUAAGAAAGACAAAACAAGAAUAAAAAAUACAAGCAGUUAUGUUCGUAUUAUCAUUACUUUUAUUUUUUAUGCCUGAAUAAUCACAGUGUCUGAUAAAUGUUUAAAUAUGUGUAUUUUUGUUAUGUAGUAUUAUUAUUCACUUUUUCUUUUAAUCAAACAGUGAAUAACAUUUGGACAUUAUUCAAAUAUGAUACAGUAAGUUAUUUUUUUAUUUUUUGUUUCUUCGUGUACAAAAUGACUGAUACAGACUUUUGUUAUGAGAUAAUAUCACAAAGCCAAUUUUAUUUUUGGUUCAGAAAUUUAUAUAGAUGCUAUUUUCUUAAAAGUUUCUGUGUGCAUUUUUGAAGAAUUGAAAAUAAUAUUUCUGAUUUACAUUUUAUAUAGGAUUAAAUUGGCUGAAACUGUGAGAAUCUUAAGUUGUAUCUAUAUAAUUACAAUUUUGUUCUCAAUAAACACUGCUCAAUCAUAUUCUCUCGAAGAUUUCGAUAAUAGAUAUGAGCAGCGUGAUGCAUCAAUCUCGUAUUUACGACAAUUGCUGAAACGUCUUCGAUUAAACAAUGAUGACAAUUUACAAUGGAGAAAAAGUAAAUAAUCAUGUAUUUUUCUAUGAUUUUAAUCUCUAACUUCAUUUAAUUAUUCAUACUAAUUCUAAUCAUGCUUAUAAAAUCAUUAUUUUAUAAUGUAACUUUUUCAUUUCAAUAUUUAUUUGAUAUGUUUAUUCUAAUUUUGAAUCUAUUAUUUUUCAGGAACAGAUGCAACACCAAAGUGCAAAGAAAUACUAUCAGGCAUGGGUUAUAGAGGUGAAGUUGGAUCAGUCAUAGAUAAUCUUGCAACAUAUCGGGAUUGUAUGAAUGUAUGUGAAAAUGAUAGUAAGUGCUAUGGAUGGUCAUAUAGAAACUCCACUAAGAGUUGUUGGCUUCAAACAUCGCUGCGUACAUUAUAUGGUGAUGGCUUAAAAAAUGGUGGAUCUUGUCUUGGUCCAGCUGCAAAGGAAACGCACUGCCAGGAAGUAUUAUCAGGCUGCUAUUACAGUGGUACUAAUAACGGUCCAGCAAUAAAGCAAGUGGCUACAUAUCAAGACUGCAUGAGUCAAUGUGAUGCAUCAGCAACAUGCAUGGCAUGGCAAUAUCGAGCAUCUAGUAAAAUCUGUCAGCUGCUAACUACAAUACAAUACAAUACAACUGAUGGGCAGUAUGUAACUGGAUCUUGUAUUAAACAACAAGCACCAUAUCCAUCAAUAAGUCUGGACACAUAUCGACAACAAGCAUUAGAUGAACAUAAUCUUUUACGUAAAAAACAUUGUGUACCGCCUCUAACAUUAGACCCAGCAUUGAAUGAUAUAGCACAAACCUAUGCACAGCAUUCAGCUGACACUCAUAUAUUUGCACAUAGUGGAAAUAAAUUCAACGGUCAGUGGAUGGGAGAAAAUAUAUUUGCGAUGAGUGGUGGAUCAUUAUUAUAUAAUAAAGGUGCAAGUCCAGUUGACGCCUGGUAUAAUGAAAUCCAAUCUUACAAUUGGUCAAAUCCUGGCUCUAAUGCAAUGAGCUAUGGACAUUUCACACAAGUAGUUUGGAAAGGUACAACUAACUUAGGUAUUGGUAGAGCAGUGACAAGUGAUAAUAGUACCAUGUAUGUGGUUGGAAAUUAUUUUCCAGGUGGAAACAUGGGUGGAGCUUAUGUACAAAAUGUCUUACCAUUAUGUUGA
Molecule: messenger RNA, 2862 nt
Organism: Adineta steineri
Lineage: Eukaryota; Metazoa; Rotifera; Eurotatoria; Adinetida; Adinetidae
Source: the annotation of a GenBank genome assembly